AUGUCUUUCACCUGGUCAACCGCCGAUCUGGGAGUUGUCGUCGAUGGGGACGAUCCCAUCACUUUACGCUACGGAGAUACCUCUCCUGAGCGGUCCGCCACUCCUCCAUAUACCACUAUCAUUGCUCUGCAUGGAUCCGGUUUCAACGCGACAAUCCGCACCCACGUCGCCAGCAUCAUCCUGUUUGAACCACCUGGUCUGGUGUACGGCAUUCCACUUAGCGAGCCACUGUGGGAAGAAGAUUCCCGUCCCGCGAAAGUCGGUCGCUCCUUCGUGGAUGGCUUGCUUCGUCCUCUAGCUGCCGAAAGGGUCCAUCUGGUUUACGCAUCGGUGGACAAGUUCGAACUUGCAUCGCAAGACUUAUUCACCUGGGACGGAGUCAGCACGCCGGACCGAGAGGCUGUAUCUAAAUUGGCUUUUGAACGAAUUCCGCCGUUCCUUGGGCUUGGUGUCGUAUAUUGUUCGGGCACGAUCAUCGCCUGCAUAGACGGAUCGAAACAUGUCAUCGACCAAUGUGGUAACCAAGUUAAUGUGACCACCACGGUCAUACCUGACGGUGAUCACUUCUUGAUGGCGACAGACCCAGAAGCGUUUAACCGAGCAGUUAUCUCGACCAUUCGGGAACUUGCUGCCAAGGUUUCGGAUGCCUCGUCUUGA
This is a messenger RNA of Dacryopinax primogenitus, 657 nucleotides long. RefSeq lists its product as uncharacterized. The transcript is spliced from 3 exons. The record is from RefSeq and is a predicted model, not a curated record. Bases 1 to 657 code for a protein of 218 amino acids. Lineage: Eukaryota; Fungi; Basidiomycota; Dacrymycetes; Dacrymycetales; Dacrymycetaceae.